AUUGCAUCAUCUGCUCAUGCUUUCGAACUGGCAACCUAAACAUUCCGAGGGGCUGUUUUCAAUGCGAAAGGCUGCCACCGGAAGAAUUCAAGAUGCUGGUAAGACAGACUGCUGCAAGGCUAGUUCCAAGAUGUUUUGUGGUAUCGAGCUUAACUACGGAUAAACAGUCAAGGAAAAGCUCUUCAUUUGUUGGCAAGGAUUUUUUAACAUUGAAAGACUUCAGUGGAGAUGAGAUAAAAAGCUUGCUAUGGACAGCACUUGAUCUAAAGCACAGAAUCAAAAGCAACAAUGAGAAUUUCAGACCACUGGAAGGGAAAACCCUUGCUAUGAUAUUCCAGAAGAGAAGCACUCGAACAAGAUCAUCCACUGAAGGAGGGUUCUCGGUUCUUGGAGGUCAUGCUAUUUCCCUCAGUCCGGACGAUGCCCAUCUUGGUGUGAAUGAGACCAUCAAAGACACUGCAAGGGUGUUGUCACGCCUCAGUGAUAUUGCUCUGGCAAGAGUUUACGGUCAUUCUGAUCUUGAGGAAAUGUCUAGUGAGGCAUCAGUACCAAUUGUCAAUGGUCUUUCAGAAACAUACCACCCUUUGCAGAGCUUGGCCGAUUUCCAGACCUUAAUGGAACAUUAUGGACACUUGCGCGGGUUGAAAAUGGCCUGGGUUGGAGAUGGUAAUAACAUUGUCCACUCGUUAAUGAUGGCGGCACCCAGACUUGGUGUAGACUUGAACAUUGCUACACCAAAGGGUUAUGAGGUGUUCCCAGAAGUCGCCAAAGACGCAGAUGAAUUUGCAGAACAGUGCUCCACCAAGAUAGCGUACACUAACGACCCGCGUGAAGCAUGCAAAGGUGCCAAUGUUAUCGUCACUGACACUUGGAUUAGCAUGGGACAGGAAGAAGAGAAGGCUGCGAGAUUAAAGGCUUUUGCUGGUUACCAAGUAACAAAGAAACUGACAUCGUUAGCUGCUGACAAUUGGUGCUUCUUACACUGCUUGCCUCGCAAACAGGAAGAAGUAGAUGAUGAGGUUUUUUAUUCAGACCGGUCUUUGGUUUGGGAUGAGGCAGAGAACCGAAAGUGGACUGUCAUGAGCGUGUUGCUGAAUCUUCUCAAAGACUAUCAGCCAACCAUCCCGAAACCAAAAUUCUAAAUAGCGGUUGUGCUUGGGAAGAUCGUUUCAAACAAAGCGGAAAAAUAGAACACUACAAACUUUAAGGGAUGUGUUGUAAAAUUAUUUAUGAUGGCGGGACUUUAUACAUGCAGUAGAAUAAUAUUGCUCAACCAAUAUUUGAAUAAAUGGUGCAUCUUUGCAUU
Molecule: messenger RNA, 1306 nt
Organism: Rhopilema esculentum
Lineage: Eukaryota; Metazoa; Cnidaria; Scyphozoa; Rhizostomeae; Rhizostomatidae
Product: ornithine transcarbamylase, mitochondrial
Biological process (GO): L-citrulline biosynthetic process
Cellular component (GO): mitochondrion
Molecular function (GO): ornithine carbamoyltransferase activity; amino acid binding
Source: RefSeq, a predicted model, not a curated record